Molecule: messenger RNA, 3145 nt
Organism: Physcomitrium patens
Lineage: Eukaryota; Viridiplantae; Streptophyta; Bryopsida; Funariales; Funariaceae
Biological process (GO): nuclear DNA replication
Cellular component (GO): nucleus
Source: RefSeq, a predicted model, not a curated record
CCCCCGCCGCUCGCGCAUGCCCGCCCUCCCCCGCAAGCAAGCAUCAGGUCUCGGUGCUCGAUCCAGCGAUCGUUGCAAUUCCCAUUGUCAGCUUUCUUCGACGAGUGCUCGGGUUAAUUGAUGGGUACUCUGCUGGACCUGAUUUCACCGUCUUUGGUGCCGUAACGGAGCUGGGUUCGUUGCGUUGGCGCCCAUUUGACGUGUCUUGGUUGUAGGGUUGCAGCGGCCGUGUUUUGCAUGCUGGAAUUGUUAGAAGGUUUGAGGGCUGGAUUUGUUCCCUUUGGUAGCACGCGCGGUAGGAAGUGAGCGAGAGAGAGAGAGAGAGAGAGAGAGGAGAGUGGAGGAGACAGGAAAGAGGUGGGAAGAGUUGAGAUGGAGCCCAGUCUUGGAACUGGCGAUGAGGAAGCAGGGAAAGAGUGAAGGGUCGUCGCUGGUGGCGGUGGUGGUGGUGGUGAAGUCCGUGGCGUUUUUGCUUCUUCCGGUUGCUCGUUCUGGGACAUUACAUUGUUGCGCGGAUUAUGCAGUGUCGGACGUUCGUGUUACAUGUGUGAGGAUGAGUGUGUGAGGAUGAGGGUGUGAGGAUGAGGGUGUGAGGAUCUCGAGUAGAGGUCUGGAAAUCGAGUGAAUGUGGUAUUUAAGGGUGAAUUUUGAAGCAGCAGCUUCAGGUUUUGGAUGUGUUAUGUUGCGGGGACCAAAUGCGGGCAAUGUCGAUCGGAUGUCUGGUGGAUACGUAAUUGGGUGACCUCGAUUGGCUGGGGGAGUGAAAGGAGCUCGAGAGUGGGGAUUUGGGAAUUGGGUACCUGGUGUGUGUGCAUAUUGGUCUUAGUGUGUGCGCGAGAUGAUAUCGUCGCGGUAUGUGUGCAAGAAACCGUUUGAUCCGACGGACGGAAUGGCGUCUUCUCUCGGUAAAAGAAAAACGCCGACUGAGCUCCGGUUGGAGCAGUUGAAGCGGCAUCAAUUAUCAAAAGUUGGUGAACAAGACGAAAAACUUCCAGAUUCCCAGGGGUUUUCGAUCCAACCAAGAGACGCGGUAUUGCCCUGUCGUCUACCUGGUGACGAUGAAGCUGCGGAUUUUCAUGCCCCAGAUGAUUCUCGGGAGAAAUUUCGGUUUCGUUUGGUGCGAAGUUUUAAGGAAAAGGAUACUUGCUCAGUUCCUCAACAAGAGGCCAGUCAACAAGGAGCUGCCAUCCCUGGAAAGAGCUGCGCAGAUUCUAUUUCGUUGUUUUCCAGGUAUAAAAACGACAUCCCUUCAAAUAGCUCCACGAAGACUGGUGCACAACUCGAUGGCGGAAAGAAGGAAGUUCUUCCUCUCAAGGUCGAGGAGAAGGUUAAAGGAUUGUACGACUGUGCUUUUCGGGACGUCAGAGAUAUCUCCAAUUCGCAAUCUCUGCUAAAGGCUGAAUCAAGCAUUGACAUGGUGGAAGCUUUGAAGAAGUUAGCACCUCGAAAGGUCUUGGGAUCAUUCGAUUUCAACGCGGGUCUUAUACCUACAGAGCAUAGCAACGAUCUCAACGAUCGAUUGGGAGCAGAUAAUGGAUCCGUUACCAGAGCUAACACUCUUCCAAGGAGCGGAUUACCCAUCUCCACUGGUCCAGUGGAGGAUUCGAAGACAUGGUUGCCUUUUAAGGGAUGCUAUGCUCCUCUAGAUCUUAGUCUUAAACAGAUGGCUCGUUUCACUUCUCCGGAUUCUCUUCACUGGUGUCACAGAUUGAGUUCAAAUAUCCAAUGUAAAGGAGUGCAACAAUUUACACAAGGACUUGGUGUUCUGAGUAGGAAAGAAGACAGCGUUCGGCCAAUGUCAUGUUCGGAGAGAAGUGCAGAUGAUGAGAAGCUAGGGGCAACACUCUGGAGUUCACUUCAUUCAUGGGUUUAUCCACAGUCUACUCUACCUCCAGCUGUGCUGUCUGUAAUAUCCUCAGCUGCAGCUCGUGGAGGGGAAGCAGAAAGGUCUUUUCUUUCCAAAAGAGACCGUGCUUGGGAGGCUGCGUUUCGGUCGCUUUACUACAAUUUUCGCUCUCAAUUUUGCUCUGUCUUUUACGUUUGUAUGCAGCAAUUCGUCGCAAUGUUUGUCGGUGGUGGAGUUGGAGGAAGAAGCCAGGGUGCUUGUACUGCAUACUUGACCCGCUCAACACGAGGAGUGCGACAAGUUCUUCUUGAACAUGAUGUUAAGUUCUCAAUGCCCUUCAGUACCUCUGGCGACCCCACAACUACUGUCGAAGAUCUUCAAGAUUUGCUAGAAUUUGAGAAGUCCAAUCCUGGCCAGACAAGAAUGGCAAACGAAAAGGCAGCUUCAGACAAUGGGCCACAAUCAAUGUUGUGCUUUGAAGGUUACUCUAAUGUGCAUCGACUUUAUGAUUUUCUCAUUAAUCACAGAUUUCUCCUCAAUUCUACGGCUGCCAUGGACGUUCCUGUCCUGUAUGCGCCAACGGCUUUCGAGAAUGCGUGUCUCACUGCUCCUGAGAUCACUUGCAAACAACUGCAACGAACAGAUGGCUUUAUCAAGCCUCCAGUAAAUAAUAGUAAGAAAAAUAUUAGUCCGAAGUGUACAGAAACAGCUAGCAAUACAAUGUACACAAUGGAGAUAAAGGGAUCCUUUCUUCCACCGUGGGUUAUCAUACGGCUGUGUGCAGUGCUUCAGGAAUCUCAACCUCUUGGUUACUCUGUGCGGUUUGCAACUGAGCCUCUCACCGAGGGCCUCAACAUUGCCCAAGAGGAGCGAACCGACAGUUCAAAACCUGCAAAUUUCAAGAAUUUUUUCUCCAACUUGAAUGGUGCUACAAAUGGUGACACAAUCUCCGAAACAAAGAUGGAAUCUUCUACUGUCUCUUCAUCAGAACUCAAUCACUCUUCCGGUAUAGGGACUGCUGUUGUCAAGGAACUCAAGUACGAGGGUGAUUCAUAUAGAGCAGCUUUGGCGCCUCUUCAACUAGCAACCUCAUCUUGAGAACUAGAUGCGUGCCAUGACAGUUGAUUUGUAACAAUAGUUUUCCUGUUUCUUAGAAUUUGCAGUUUUGAUAUAUGCAGUGUAAUAGAUCAUGCACCUCUCUGAUUUUGCUGCCUACCGAAGUGGAAGGCCUAGAUAGGGCCAAGUUGAUUUGGCACUGUAUAAUCACAUUUCAUUUAUUGUAAACAAGUUGUUAUCUCA